GUCCGGCUCUGGCGGCGGCGGUCGGUGCUGCGAGAGCGGCGGCGGCGGCGCGGGUCGGCGGCGGGAGGGCGCGCGGCCGAGCGGAGGCAGAGUCGGCGCCGAGACCAUGGCUGGAGGCAAAGCUGGAAAGGACAGUGGGAAGGCCAAGGCUAAGGCAGUAUCUCGCUCACAGAGAGCUGGGCUACAGUUUCCUGUGGGCCGCAUCCACAGACACUUGAAGACUCGCACCACAAGCCAUGGAAGGGUGGGAGCCACUGCUGCCGUGUACAGUGCUGCGAUUCUGGAGUACCUCACUGCUGAGGUACUGGAGCUGGCAGGUAAUGCUUCUAAGGAUCUCAAAGUAAAGCGUAUCACUCCACGUCACUUGCAGCUUGCAAUCCGUGGUGAUGAAGAGUUGGAUUCUCUUAUCAAGGCUACCAUAGCUGGGGGUGGGACACAGAUGCUAGAGAUUGAUGAACACAAAAACUGGAAUCAUGGUUCCCUCUGAAGAGGAAUGAGAGCAUGCAACUGAAGAGGACUCGCAAAGGGCAUACUAGUAGAUAUGCUGGGCUUCUUUUUAUUUCUGGUCUUCAGACUACACAGAUUUUAUAGACUUGUGGUAGGCAACUUUUAAAGAUGGUCCCUUGUCCCCACCUCUAGUUAUACUAUACGUGCCCUUGUGUAACCCCUCCCAACCCCCCACCCCAGCUUAAGUGAGGGCUAAACCUACUGACUUGCUUCUAACAGAAUACAGCAAAAAUGGUGGUUUGUAGCCAAGCAUGGUGGUGCGCCCUGUAGUCGUAGCUACUUAGGAGGUUGAGGUGAAAGGAUCGAUUGCGCCCAGGAAGUUGAGGCUGCAAUGAGCUACGAUCAUGCCACUGCACUCCAGCCUGAGUGACAGCGAGACCCUGUCUCAAAAAAAAGUGAUGGGUUGUUAUUUAUUUGACAAGGUUAUAAGACUGCGACUGCCAUGUUGCUGACUCUACUGCCUUCCUGUGUGCAUAUUUCCACAAAGGAAGCUGCCACGUUGAAAGGGCCUUUGUGACAAGGAUCUGAGGGUGGCCUCCAAUCAGUGGGUCACAAGGAAAAGAAUCGGGCCAACAGCCAUGAGACAGCUAGGAAGCAUAUCCUUUCCCACCUGAGUCUUGAGACAACUAUGGAAACCUUGACUGAAGCCCAUGGGAGACCUUGAAGCAGAGGACUCAGUUGAGCCAUGCCUGAAUUCACAAUCCACAGACAUUAAGUUGGUUAGUCACUACAUUUGGGGGUAAUUUGUCACACAGAAAGAGAGCCAAUACAACAUACUCUGUACAUAAAAUUCACAAUAAAAAAUUUUAAGUUUGUAA
Molecule: messenger RNA, 1325 nt
Organism: Cebus imitator (Panamanian white-faced capuchin)
Lineage: Eukaryota; Metazoa; Chordata; Mammalia; Primates; Cebidae
Product: histone H2A.V
Exons: 5
Coding region: 107-487 (126 amino acids)
Cellular component (GO): nucleosome
Molecular function (GO): protein heterodimerization activity; DNA binding; structural constituent of chromatin
Source: RefSeq, a predicted model, not a curated record